Spea bombifrons (plains spadefoot toad) is the source of this 903-nucleotide messenger RNA. RefSeq lists its product as uncharacterized. The coding region runs from base 1 to 903 and encodes 300 amino acids. Lineage: Eukaryota; Metazoa; Chordata; Amphibia; Anura; Pelobatidae. The record is from RefSeq and is a predicted model, not a curated record. The transcript is spliced from 7 exons.
AUGUUGCAGGAAGCGGAGCAAUGUCUCCUUUAUUACAAGGCGCGGGAGCUAAGCAUACUCAGCUCAGCGGCCGGGAAAUUAAAGGAUUUUGCUGAAGCCACUGUGAAACGCUGUAGAGAUAAACAUCUUGAUGAAGUGGUACAGUUGUUGGCAUCUCCAGAGAAAGUUUUGGGACACCUUUCCGAUGCUGAUCUCGUUCCCUUGCUUUGCUGUAUACUCGCGUGUCAGAUUGGGGCAUGCAACAGCAGUAGCUCCUUCCAGAAACUGGAGAAGAUCUUGUUGAAGCUGUCUCAGAUGAGACCACAACUGGUGUCACAAGAACGGGAAUCAAUGCUGAAAAACCUAUUGCAAAACAAAGAGGUGUUACAGCUCAAAGACCUGCAGACAGUCUGUAUGUACCUGGAGUGCAGUCGUGCUUCUCAGAAGUACUUUAUGCAGCACCUUCGCCACCUGCUUUCAGUAGUGUCAGUGACUUUCUCAGCGGUGUUGCAAGAUGAAACGUCUCUGAACACUGAGCAUUGUUACCUGACUGUCAAGAUAUGUCUUCAGGUAUUCAGGGAACUGGCAGAGGCCAUUAUACCACUGGUUUGGACUCCUGUUUCAAGCACUAGCCCCAUGCAAAGUAUUCUGGGAUUCCUGAUUCAUGUCAUUACAUCUCAGAACACUAGUCGAGAUACUAAGUUGCUGGCAGGCACAACUGUAGCUUCACUGGCAAACACUGCUCCCACAGCAGCAUUAGGAGCUCAGGCAGGGCUGAGCUUCAUCCAGAUGUUGAGAAACGGUGAGCGUCUUGGAGAGAGCAAGCAUUGGUUUGUUGUGCAUGUCUGUUUAACUGGGCAGAAUGAAAUAAUACUUUCUGUUUUAUCAUCUUUAACAUUGGAAAAAUUGACUCUGUUAUUUUAA